Molecule: messenger RNA, 1782 nt
Organism: Sporothrix schenckii 1099-18
Lineage: Eukaryota; Fungi; Ascomycota; Sordariomycetes; Ophiostomatales; Ophiostomataceae
Product: uroporphyrin-III C-methyltransferase
Exons: 1
Coding region: 1-1782 (593 amino acids)
Biological process (GO): siroheme biosynthetic process; sulfate assimilation
Molecular function (GO): uroporphyrin-III C-methyltransferase activity
Source: RefSeq, a predicted model, not a curated record
AUGGCAUACCACGCCUCGCUCCUCACGGCCGUCGAUAGCCGCAGCCACGUCCACCUUGUCGUUGGCUCGAACCCGCUGGCAGCUGCCCGCUGCAACCAGAGCUUGGCCGUCGGCGCCAUUCCGAUCCUCGUGGCGCCUGAACCGCCCCAUGGCGCCCUCCUACCUGCUGCCCUCCAGGUCCGCGUUGAUGCCGGCGAGGUACAGUGGGUGCGCGAUGCCGUCUGCACCCACGACCACCUCGAGACCCUCGGCCGCAAGGCCGUUGACGGUUUUGUCGACGCUGUGUUUGUGACCGACCACGACCCGUCCAUCGCCGAGACAGUGUCGUCUGCCUGUCGCCGGCGACGCAUCCCCGUCAACGUCGUCGACCGCCCCGAUCUAUGCUCGUUCUCGCUCUUGUCGACACACGCCGAGGGGCCUCUGCAGAUUGGCAUCACUACCAACGGCAGUGGCUGCAAGCUGGCCUCACGGAUCCGGCGCGACGUGGCCGCCACAUUACCAGCUGGACUGGGCGAGGCUUGUGCACGGCUCGGCGCUCUGCGGCGGCGCAUCCAGGAGGAAGACAGAAAGGCGACCGCCGCGGCAAUCGACAAGCCCACCAGUCCCUUUUUCGGCGAAGACGAUUCCUACGACCAGAGCGCCACCUUCAACCAGCUGGUGCCAUCACCGGAGACACGCGACGCCGGCGCCGCCGAGACGGCCGAGACGACCAAGACGCGACGCAUGCGCUGGCUGGCGCAAAUGUGCGAGUACUGGCCACUCAAGCGCCUGGCCGGCGUGACGGACGCCGACGUCGAGGCCCUGCUGGAAGCAUAUGCCCAGGGCACGGCGCUGCCGCGGGACGCCCCGGCCGUCGACGAGGAGGAAGCGACCGCGGCGCUCCCAGGAGCCGCCGGGACGACGGGCCACGGCCGCAUCAUCCUGGCUGGAUCGGGCCCCGGCCACCCGGACCUGCUCACCCGCGCCGUCCACCAGGCCAUCUUGUCGGCCGACGUCAUCCUCGCCGACAAGCUCGUGCCCCAGGGCGUCCUCGAUCUGAUCCCGCGCCGCACCGAGGUCACCAUUGCCCGCAAGUUCCCCGGCAAUGCCGACGCCGCCCAGGAGGAGCUCAUUGAGCAGGCCACGACCGCUGCCCGCGCCGGCAAGACCGUGCUGCGCCUCAAACAGGGCGACCCCUUUGUCUACGGCCGCGGCGGCGAGGAGGUGCUGCGGCUGCGCGCCACCGGCUUCCAGGACGGGCGCUCGCUGUUUGUGCUGCCGGGCAUCACGUCGGCACUGAGCGGUCCGCUGUUUGCCGGCAUCCCGCCGACGCACCGUGACGCCGCCGACCAGGUGCUCAUCUGCACGGGCACCGGCAAGAAAGGCACGCCGCCCGCGCCGCCGGGCUACCGCGUGUCGCGGACGGCCGUGUUCCUGAUGGCGCUGCACCGCAUCACGGGCCUCGUAGCUGAGCUGACGGCGUACACUGCCGAGGAAGAGGAGAGCACGAACGUGGGCCGCACGCUGUGGCCAGCCUCGACGCCGUGCGCUGUCAUUGAGCGUGCCAGCUGCCCGGACCAAAAGGUCAUCCGGACGACGCUGGAACACGUGGCCGCGGCCAUUGAGCAAGAGGGCAGCCGGCCACCCGGCCUCCUCGUCGUGGGCCGCGCGUGCGACGUGUUGUAUACGCCCAUGGCGGCGGCGGUGCGCAGCGACGGCAGCAAGCCGUGGUCGGUGGAGGAGGGUUUCGCCGGUCUUGAUCUGGAUGCUAUCUCGCCCGCGGAGCUGGCAAGUCUGGCAUAG